Messenger RNA from Drosophila virilis, 1408 nucleotides. The record is from RefSeq and is a predicted model, not a curated record. Lineage: Eukaryota; Metazoa; Arthropoda; Insecta; Diptera; Drosophilidae.
UACUUAUAGUUGUAAUUUUAUGAAUAAAACUUGUUUUCAGAAAAACGAAACAGUAAACUUUGCUGAUUGGAUGGGUCUUCGAAAAACUGAUCAAAUUUGGGGCGCAUUAUUACGGUAUAUAGCGCCGUACAUUGUAUAUAUGAUCGUUACUACAUUGCAUGCUGUAGUCAAACUACGUGAUCAUUUGAUACGAUUUUCGAUGGGUGAGAUUAGAGACCGCACAACUAUUUUUCCUAAAACAUCUCGUCAAGACGCAGAGCGUAAUUUUUCUGGAUUAUUAAAAUAUCUAUUAAACUAUGGAUACUUCAAGUUUGGAUGCGAAAUAACUCUAAUCGCGCUGGUCUCAACUAUUGUGCAUAGACGUGAUAUACUUUCAGUAACAUACGCCCUUUGGCUUAUACUUCUACUCUGUCUCACACGUCUGCAGUGUGCACGGAUAUGGUAUAUGUUGCAGCUUUAUUUUGUACUUUCAAUAUUUGUACAAUAUGUGUAUUUAAUACAUUUUCCACCGAAUCUAUGUCACGUUUCAAUUAAUGAAUCGCAGCAUAUCAGAAAUAAUUCGACUUUUGAGAGACUCUUAGAUGAUUCCAUAAAAUCAAAACUUAUGCUUGAUUUCAUUGUACUUUUACUUAUAGCGCGUCAACGUAAGGCAUUUAAAGUAGAAAUUCGCCAAGAUAACCAUUUGAUAUAUCCGAGCGGUGAUAACAGAAACAUUGUACACAACAUUGCUAAGCUGGGCCAUGUUUACUUUAGAAAUCCUACGCAUGAUUUUUGCUCUUUUGUGCGUAACUAUUCAGAUGUAUUUAAGACUCUUAUAUUCUGUAGCUUUCUCUGGGUUACACUAGCUGUUGUAUUUAUGGGUGGUGUUUGCAGUAUGGAUAUGUUGUCAUUAGGCUAUUUGAUAUUUGCUUUAGUAUUUAUGCUUCAAGGAUCGGAAGUAUAUUUACAAAAUAUACAUUACAUCAUAUGUCGCUGGAAUUUUCUGAUUGCAUUCAAUGUUUUUAACAUUGUCAUAAAAGUCUGCAUUAUUGUGUUUGGAAAUAUGUUAGAUAUAAAAGACAAACAAGAUUAUCAAAGUUUGUUUGCAGUUAUGGAAUAUGAUCAAUCAUUGCCGCAGACAGAAGCAGAUAAGCAAGCUGAAAGAAAUUAUAUUUACCAUUAUGGUCCGAACAGCAUGAUCUUUAAAAACACUCUGGUCUGGCAUGCAAUUAUUUUUGCUUUUGUUAUCUUUCAACACCGUAUAUUCCGUUCAUACUAUUUUUGUCAUAUAAUAAUGGAUACUCAAGCUAACACGGUUCUGGCGUCACGCUAUCAAUGUUCGGCGGACUGUGAGGGUCCAUUCUACAACAUUGGCUGCGCACUGAAUUGCGAGAUUGCCAAGCCGACAGCGCUACAAAGAGCGCAAUAG